AUCAAAGCAAGUUCUUGAGUUGAAAAUGGAUACCCAUUUGAAGGAGCUAAGGCAAAGCUUCAGAAAUGGAAGAACAAGGAGCUUAGAAUGGAGGAAAGAACAGCUGAUUUCACUAAUUCACUUCAUUCAAGACAAAGAAAACGCCAUUUUUGAAGCUCUCUUCCAAGAUCUUGGGAAGCAUCCUGUCGAAAUUUAUCGAGAUGAGGUUGGAAUCGUUCUAAAAUCUGCAACCAACGCUCUGUCCUGUUUACACAAAUGGAUCGCUCCUAAAAAGAAAUACGUGCCAUUACUGUUCUUCCCAGCAAAAGGGGAAGUUUUGCCUGAGCCAUAUGGUCUAGUCCUCAUAAUUUCAUCAUGGAAUUUCCCCCUUUCUUUGGCAUUGGAUCCGUUAAUCGGAGCGAUAUCAGCAGGCAACACGGCGGUUCUAAAACCGUCGGAGUACGCUCCGGCGUGCUCGUCUCUUCUCGCUGCGACGCUUCCUCUUUACCUCGACGAUAAAGCCAUCAAGGUCGUGGAGGGCGGAGCUGAUAUCAGUGAACAGCUUCUGCAGCAGAAGUGGGAUAAGAUCUUCUUCACUGGUAGUCCAAGUGUAGCUAAGAUUGUGAUGUCUGAAGCUGCAAAGCAUCUAACUCCUGUAACAUUGGAGCUUGGGGGAAAGUGUCCUGCAAUCUUUGAUUACUCCUCUGUUCUUUCCAAUAUGAAGGUAGCUGCUAAGAGAAUCGUCGGAGGAAAAUGGGGACCGUGUUCGGGUCAGGCGUGUAUAGGGAUCGAUUACUUGCUUGUUGAGGAUAAGUUUGCUUCAGAAUUGAUCGAGUCGUUAAAGCGAGUGCUGAAGAAGUUUUACGGUGAAAACUCGAGAAAUUCGACGAGUAUAGCUCGGAUUGUUAACGAGAAACAUGUUGAAAGGAUCAGUAAUAUGCUUAAUGACCCUAAGGUUGCUGGUUGUAUUGUCCAUGGUGGUUUAAUAGACAAACAAAAAUGCUUCAUUGAGCCGACAAUAUUGUUGAAUCCUCCGAUCGAUGCUGAUAUCAUGACCGAAGAAAUCUUCGGUCCCGUGCUACCGAUAAUAACGCUGGAUAGAAUCGAAGAAAGCAUUGAGUUUAUCAAUGCAAGACCGAAACCUCUAGCUAUCUACGCCUUCACGGAAGACGAAACGCUAAAGAAACGGAUUAUAUCCGAAACAUCAUCAGGAAGUGUCACGUUCAAUGAUACCAUGGUUCAGUUUGUGUGCGAUUCGCUACCAUUUGGUGGUGUCGGCCAGAGCGGUUUCGGGAGUUACCAUGGCAAGUAUUCUUUUGAUGCAUUCAGCCAUGACAAAGCAGUGUUGCAGAGAAGCUUUUUGAUAGAACUCGAGCCACGAUAUCCGCCAUGGAACGAUUUCAAGCUCAAGUUCAUUAGAUUGGCAUAUCGAUUCGACUAUUUCAGGCUAGUACUACUCCUUUUGGGGUUAAAGAAGUAGAAAUUUUAGAUGUACUGUAAUCGAUAUCUACUCAUAAACUUGAUAUCAUAUCAUGAACUGUAAUCGAUAUCUACUCGUAAACUUGAUAUCAUAUCAUGAACUGUAAUCGAUAUCAUACUCGUAAACUUGAUAUCAUAUCAUGAACAAUAAUAAAUAUCGGUUGAUUUUAUAUCC
Messenger RNA from Cucurbita pepo subsp. pepo (vegetable marrow), 1633 nucleotides. It is a transcript of the gene ALDH3F1, whose product is annotated as aldehyde dehydrogenase 3F1. Gene Ontology annotation, molecular function: aldehyde dehydrogenase (NAD+) activity. NCBI's taxonomy places the organism in Eukaryota, Viridiplantae, Streptophyta, Magnoliopsida, Cucurbitales, Cucurbitaceae. The record is from RefSeq and is a predicted model, not a curated record. Gene Ontology annotation, biological process: aldehyde metabolic process. Gene Ontology annotation, cellular component: cytoplasm.